UCCUUAUGAUCAGACAUGAUUUAUGUAUUUCAGGUACAAAUUGAUCCAGCAUACCAACCCCCAGAGCUCUUGCAUGCUCUUGUCAAAGUAGAAGCCAAGGCUCUUAUUUGUGCAGAGAAAUAUAAAUCCAACAAUUGCUAUGAUAUGGUGCAAACAUUAAUCCCAGAAUUAAAUAAGAGUGCCGAGGGUGGAAUUGAAAUUACCAGCUCUAAACUUCCAGCUCUGAAGACACUCAUUGUUAUGAGUAAUGCACAACACAGAGGUGCUUAUCGGCUCAAGGACAUUAUCUUAUCUGCAAGUGAAGAGUACAUCCAGGAAGUAAAUCAGCUGCAGACACUCAUACAGCCGGACGAUGGAUGUACUGUUCAGUUCUCAUCUGGCACAACUGGAAGUCCUAAAGCAGCCCUCUUAAGCCACCAUGCCUUGGUCAAUAAUGGCUACUUCAUCAAAACACUCAUAAACAAAGACAGAAAGGGAGUAAAAGUGUGCGUUUUGACACAGUUCUGUCACUCUUCAGGCAGCUUUCAUGGCAUUAUUUGUAACCUACUUUUUGGCUACACUGUUGUUUUGCCUGCACCUACAUUUGAUGCUAAGAAAACUUUGGAAGCCAUUACACAAGAGAGGUGCACAGACUUGUUUGGAACCCCAUCAAUGUAUGUGGACUUAAUCAACACUUCACAAGACCUGAACCUUAAGGUCACAACACUUCAGGUGGCAGGAUGUGGUGGUGCACCAUGUAGCCAGCAGUUGGCCUUGCAGAUAAAGCAGACAUUAAAUGUCAGGCACUUGCGUCAAGGUUAUGGAAUGACAGAAGUGUCAGGAGUUUUUUUUUCAACACUUAAUGAUACCUUGGAGCAGGUCACAACUACAGUUGGCUGCCUUGUGGAUCAUUGUGAGGUAAAAGUGGUGGACAGAGAAGGACGCAUGGUUCCUAUGGGGACCCCUGGAGAGCUCUGGGUGCGAGGCUACAAUGUCAUGUUGGGAUAUUUCAAUGAUGAAGAAAAGACUCGGGAAUUCAUUCGUCCAGAUGGAUGGGCAAAAACUGGGGACCAGUUUGUGCUGCAGGAAGAUGGUUAUGCGAGAAUUGUAGGUCGAAUGAAGGAUGUGAUCAUUAGGAUUGGACUCAAAAUCUUCCCAUCUGAGAUUGAAGAGUUCUUUGAGACACAUCCUGACAUUAUGGAAGCUCAGGUAUUUGGAGUGCCAGACCCAAAAGUUGGAGAAGAAAUCUGUGUCUAUCUCAGACUUCGUGAGGGAGUCACCAUUACUGAACAAGAUGUCGUUGAUUUUUGUAAGGAUAAGGAUUGGUUGAAGAACAAAGUUUACAACAGUAACCCCCGAACGGAAGACCUGAAGGAAAAUACUCGGAGCCGAUCUGCACUUAUGGAAGCCAAGAUAGCAUUGGUACAGCUGUUGUCCUGCUUCAACCUAAAAGUUGUACCAAAGACACCAAUACCAAUUAAAAUAUCCAAGAGUGGCUUGGUUAUGACAGUAGAUGGAGGGUUCUGGCUGGGACUUCAGCAGAGAGUCAAAAAUGCUGCAAAAUAA
Molecule: messenger RNA, 1545 nt
Organism: Cryptotermes secundus
Lineage: Eukaryota; Metazoa; Arthropoda; Insecta; Blattodea; Kalotermitidae
Product: medium-chain acyl-CoA ligase ACSF2, mitochondrial
Exons: 11
Coding region: 16-1545 (509 amino acids)
Biological process (GO): fatty acid metabolic process
Molecular function (GO): medium-chain fatty acid-CoA ligase activity
Source: RefSeq, a predicted model, not a curated record